AUGGGUCGGACGUGUCGGCCGUUUGUUGACAUCGGCGUCCGCCAAAUGGCCCGCACGUCACCUUCCUUGACCCCUCCCGACUGCACGGGGGAUCUCGGCUCAUUUGGAGCAUGCAGUCGCGUGGCUCCCCCGUGGCCUGACUUCCGAGUACUCGAGGACCCUAGGGCACACGGGUCCUUGACGGGAGGGGAAUGGAGAUGGCAGUAUAGCUCAAAGACAGAACGGAGCUUUGACUGCAAGAUCUGUGGCAAGAGCUUCAAGAGGUCAUCCACACUGUCCACACACCUGCUCAUCCAUUCAGACACCCGGCCCUACCCCUGUCAGUACUGUGGCAAGAGGUUCCACCAGAAGUCAGACAUGAAGAAGCACACCUUCAUCCACACGGGUGAGAAGCCCCACAAGUGCCAGGUGUGCGGCAAGGCAUUCAGCCAGAGCUCCAACCUCAUCACCCACAGCCGCAAACACACGGGCUUCAAGCCCUUUGGCUGCGACCUCUGUGGGAAGGGCUUCCAAAGGAAGGUGGACCUCCGGCGGCACCGGGAGACGCAGCAUGGGCUCAAAUGAGCAUCCUG
This is a messenger RNA of Carlito syrichta (Philippine tarsier), 572 nucleotides long. Its product is annotated as zinc finger protein Gfi-1-like. Gene Ontology annotation, cellular component: nucleus. The transcript has 3 exons. Gene Ontology annotation, molecular function: RNA polymerase II cis-regulatory region sequence-specific DNA binding; DNA-binding transcription activator activity, RNA polymerase II-specific. Bases 1 to 564 code for a protein of 187 amino acids. Gene Ontology annotation, biological process: regulation of transcription by RNA polymerase II. Lineage: Eukaryota; Metazoa; Chordata; Mammalia; Primates; Tarsiidae. The record is from RefSeq and is a predicted model, not a curated record.